Aspergillus fischeri NRRL 181 is the source of this 1125-nucleotide messenger RNA. Its product is annotated as phosphatidate phosphatase App1 family protein. The record is from RefSeq and is a predicted model, not a curated record. Lineage: Eukaryota; Fungi; Ascomycota; Eurotiomycetes; Eurotiales; Aspergillaceae. The coding region runs from base 1 to 1125 and encodes 374 amino acids. Gene Ontology annotation, cellular component: actin cortical patch. The transcript has a single exon. Gene Ontology annotation, molecular function: phosphatidate phosphatase activity.
AUGCUGAAAUUUAUCAGCUCUAUCCUUUGGAAGCAGGCUUCAUUACAGAUAGCAAAUGCUCGCCAGCAUACAGUGUGGCUGUUUGAUAAUACUGCCUAUCAGCGUGUCACUCCCAAAGCCCUUGCGCAAGGACGUCCGGCAUGGCGUGCUGAGGUUGUCGCCUGCGUGUUUGAAAAGGACAGUCGGAGAGAUAUCAGCAAGUUUGUCGCAACGAUAGCGGAUCUUCUUGGUCUCGAUGGAGAGAUAGGUACUGAGCCAGAGACCCGUCACCAAAUAGCCCGUCGACUACGGCCAUUCUUGUACCAGACAGCACCUGCGCAUACGGUGGUCAUCGAGAUCCCGUUGUCAGACGCCUCCAUACAGCUCCGUCAAAUUGGUCCCACGGACAGCAACGGUAUUUGCAGCCAGACUGUGAAUAUGGGUUCGCGCCAUCUUGCAGACGGUACCAGGGUACGGUCGUACCUUCGGGGUUGGGAGGGCGAGGUGUCCAUGGCCACGCUCUUCGCCGGUCCAGAAGGUUGGCUUCUGAUAUCCGACAUAGACGACACUAUCAAAUAUACAAUGACUUCAGAACCUACUGGCAUCUUACGGACUACUUUUGUCGAGCCUGCGCGUCCCAUUCAAGGAAUACCUCAAUUCUACUUCCAUAUACAAAGACAACUAGUACCAACCUGGUUCUAUCUAUCAGCGUCACCAUACAAUCUGUAUCCUUUUCUCCACGAGUUCAUCUACACCUGGUUCACUCCAGGCACGCUCAUGCUUCGGGAGUCUUCCUGGAUGGAUGUCGGUUCGUUGAUUCGAUCCUUUACUACAUACACCAUGGAGUAUAAAGUGAACAACAUGGAGAAGUUGUAUCGAUCUUUUCCCCAGAGACGAGUGCUCUGCAUUGGUGACUCUACGCAGACGGAUCCGGAGGCCUAUGCAGAGAUCUACAGGCGGCACCCGACCUGGGUGAAGGCGAUUCUGAUCCGUAAGGUCACAGAUGUCCCACACUUGGAAGUGAAGAAUUCUCCAGAGCGAUUCAAGACUGCUUUCAGAGGUGUCCCGGAAAGUGUAUGGACAGUAUUCGAAGAGCCUGAAGAAGUAUAUCAUGUCGUGGACCGACUUUCUCAGUCGAUACUAUAG